Messenger RNA from Pararge aegeria (speckled wood butterfly), 7385 nucleotides. RefSeq lists its product as uncharacterized. Lineage: Eukaryota; Metazoa; Arthropoda; Insecta; Lepidoptera; Nymphalidae. Gene Ontology annotation, molecular function: serine-type endopeptidase activity; calcium ion binding. The transcript has 30 exons. Bases 1 to 7305 code for a protein of 2434 amino acids. The record is from RefSeq and is a predicted model, not a curated record.
AUGUCUUCAGUGUUCGAAAUUCACAUUUACAUCAAGUUCGAAGACCCAUCACUACAAGACUAUGUUCUCUACUCCAUCGUGGGCAACCGAAUCCGCGGCAACUUCACUCCGACCAGUUUCUCCGAAAGGCCUUGCAGGGAUAUAGAGCCCCUACCAUUCUUCAUACCGAAGCACGAAAGAGUUCAGAAGCAUAAAGCGUCGUGGCAUGACGAAGACUAUAGUAGUGUGUUUAGGACAAACAGUGAUUUCGAUGGUUAUUACUUUAGGCCGAAGUUCCGUGCGCGUCUGGAACGUUCCGUGUUCAAAUUCGGGAAGAGGUACAGAUACGUGCCGGCGAAGAUAGUGCGGGGUCCGCUGGACGGACGGACCGCUGUGCUACUGCGUUGGUCUUUGACGGACACCUCGCGGCUGGAAAGCGAGGGAACUAGUGUUGUUUUUAGGUUACGUUAUAGGAAAACAACGAGUGCCACCAUAUACCAAGUGUUCUUUACUAAAACUUUAAGACUAGAUUGUGCGAUACACGUUAGAGCGUUGCGAUCGGGACGCGUGCACUCCGGUCACCUUCCCCGGUCUCACAACUGCCAUCUGCUGUUCCCUGCCCCCUCACCAAAAAACGCCCUCCUCAUCGACCUCCACAAACUAAACGUGCCGUGCUCCAGUGGCUUUAUCAAAUUCGCCCCAAACGCUCCAACUUUAUGUGGGAAGCUGGAACAAAUACCACCUCCAAACAGAAGAUAUAUCUACCAGUCAACGAAUAAUCCAGAAAUGGAACUCCACGGUCGACCCACGUUCGCCGCGACAUACCGUCUUGUAGACCAUUGCCAUGAUGUUCUCCUGACCGGACGGAACGGCUCGUUCGAAGUCGGACCAACUACAAAACUGUAUUGUUCCUACAAAAUCCAUCUGCCCUAUGGAAAUAGGAUAGCCUUACGCCUACAGAUGGGCACAGGGCCUAUGAAGAAAGACGCUGAUAGUUCUAAUAUAAUUCACGAGGAUACCCACACUUUCUGCAAAGGAAUGGAGUUGAGUUUGGUAGAUGGGGAUUCCAAGUGGAGACAUUGUUCGCAACCUGGUGAUCCAUUGCGUAGUGUUCAAAUAAUUUCGGAGAGGAACUCCGUGAGGUUAAAUAUUAGUAUUUUGGCGAAAAGGAACUCCUCAGCCAUGUGGCUCAAGGUAUGGUGGAUGGAUAAGGCAGUAGAAGAAACGAUUGGACAGUGUGAUUACGGAUGGGUGGUGUCCGGAGAUUUUUGCAUAACUGCUGUGAGAGAAGGAAAGAAGGCUUGGAGACAAGCGGAAGUUGAAUGCGUCAGGAUGGGCGGCCAUCUUGCGAGUAUACAGAAUGAACGACAGCAGCAAAUCAUGGACCAACUACUUAUUCAAGCGCCCGGCGCUGGUAUUGGAGACGUGUACUGGAUAGGUGCAACGGAUGCUGUACACGAGGGAGAGUUCCGUUGGUCGGACGACUUGCCUUUUUCUUACGCACACUGGUUUCCCGGUUGGAGAAAGCAUGCCGGCCAGCCCAACGACGACGGCACCUCGGGCCAGGACUGCGUGGAAGCUCGCAGGGAGCUGCCUCCACGACCAGCGCAUCCCACCUUCAUGUGGAACGACCGGAGCUGUCACGAGCACAACUACUACGUGUGCGAGAGGCCUGGAGUAGAAGAUCCGUACAAAGCGUCGAAAGUGCAGUGCAACGAGUCGAUAGUGCUGUCCCACUCGCACCCGCACGCUUCGAUCUCCAGCCCCGGCUUUCCUCGUCCUUACCCCGAUGAUGUGGACUGCGUUACCGAAAUAAGAGCCCCUCCGGCCCACACCGUACGGCUCCAUUUCGAAGAGCUGCUGACUGAACACGAGCCGCAUUGCAGCUACGAUUACCUCGAGAUCCUGGAGUCAGGUUUGGACAACAUCACUGAGCAUGGCACUGAGGAAUGGGUGGCGCAUGAUCAUCACACCUAUCACAUGGAAAACGAGGUGUGGGAAGAAAUGGAGACCCUACUACCAGAGUCGGAUGCGGUGAGCGCUGGUUGGUCGCGCGACACGCACGCGGCACGCGCGCGGCGGCUGUGCGGCGACUGGGGCGGAAAGCUAAAGCUACUCCGCUACCAGUCGCUUGGGCCUGCGUUGCGGUUGCGGUUCCGCGCCGACCACUCGCGUCACUACGCGGGCUACCGCGCUAAGGUCACGCUCACGGACACACAGACGUGCUUGGACGUCAAGCAGGCCCUCUUCAACGGCUACUGCUACCUGUUUUCCGGCUACCCCCAAGCUUCCUGGUCGACUGCAAAGCAGGUCUGCGAAGGCCUCAACAUGCACCUGUCGUCAGUCCACACACCUGAAGAGGAGCGAUUCGUUGUGACCGGGAUAAGGCAGAGCAGCGAUUACAGCGCCGGCUCAGUGUACUGGCUGGGCUCUCGUCUGGACUCCAGCGCCGAGCUGAGCUGGGUCGACAGCACCACCAUGGAUUACCAGGCCUGGCCGCCGUACAAUGAAACUGAGGAUAUGGACGACGCGUGCUUAGCUGUACAAUGGAAAACUUCGCCCGUACCGUCUCAACCCAGUGGGUUGUACUGGACGUUGCACAAAUGCACCGCCACUGGGGGAUACGUGUGCAAGCGACGCCUCAACUCCGAGCACGUGCUUCGGAACAACACUGUGGAAGGAUCAUCGGGAGUAUUGACAAGUCCCAACCACCCUGGUAUAUACGACACUGACCUGGAUUACUGGGUGCACGUGCAAGGGCCCCCGGACACCCGACUCGUGUUCGUCUUCACCAUCAUAGACUUGGAAUAUCAGAACGACUGCCUUUAUGAUUUUAUUGAGUUACGAGACAGUAAAUUUAGUACCAAGUCUUCAAGGUACUGUGGAUCUAUGGCAGAAACCAGAUGGGUAGCCACGAGCAAUGAAGCAAUUUUACAUUUUCAUUCCGAUUACAAUGUCCAGGGUUCAGGGUUCAUGGUGAACUGGCGAGCCGUAGAGCUGGCGGGGUGUCCGUCCCAAACGUUCACUUCUAAAGAUGGAUUAAUACACAGCCCGAACUACCCGCAAUUUCUAUUACCAGAAUUGGAUUGUACCAUUGAUAUUUUUGCACCUGCAGGAAAGCGAGUGUUUCUGAACAUUAGUUUUUUCGACUUUGGCUAUGGAACCUUCGAGAACGGUGUCCCAAUCAACGUGACGGAUACAAUACCUGAAGAAAACUUUUUAGAGAUCCGAGUGGAUUUAGAGAGUCCACCAAUCCGACCGUUCCUAACCUCGAAGAUUUUGACGCACGGUUUAUUUGUAUCACAAUCUGAAAUAUUGAGGUUGAGACUAAGAACUGGAGAAAAUGCCACGGGUGUUGGAUUCUUGGCACACUUUAAAACAGUAUGGUACGUGAACGCAUCACACGUAGUCAAACUGGGUGAUAAUACACGCGGGAGAUUGACAGCUCCUAAUUGGCCUGGAAGCCCGCCAUCCCAUACAGCAAUGCGUACGCGGCUAUUUGCUCCACACGGGCACACGCUGUCUGCGGCGUUUGCGCGCACUACCCUCGUCCCUAACCAGACUCUGUGGCCCUGCGGACAAGGGAAAGGAUGGAUCGAGGUCAAGGACAGUUACACGGACAAGAACGGAACACAAUGGACCCUCUGCGAGGUGGAGAAGACUAAACGGAAGCUGGAGUCCAACGCCCCGCUGGUCAUAAACUCAUAUCUCCACUCGUUGAUUGUGACACACCACUCGGGCGAAGACGGCAUGGGCUUGGACGUGGCCAUAGUUGUCAACUUAGAUGCUGAAUACCACAACAAAAUACUGCUGCUCUCCGAUGAUACCAAGUUAGAGUCAUGCUACCCAAACCCUUGUCUUCACGGAGGGCGAUGCGCAGCUGAAGAUUCUAAAAACUUUUGCCGGUGCUCGGGAUAUUAUACUGGAGUGUUUUGCCUUCUCACAGCCUGCGAGCGUUCACCCUGCGUGUUCGGAAACUGUUCUCUGGUGAUAGGCGGGGGUGAGGAAGACGGCUUCAGCUGCUCUUGCGCUCGAGGCUGGAAGGGCAAACGCUGUGCUGACAGAAUACGACCUUGCGCUUCACGGCCUUGCAAUAAUAGAGGGGCGUGCGUAGAAAGAGAUGGCGCUUUUUUGUGCCAGUGCAAUCCUUCGUGGAAAGGAAAAAGGUGUGAAAUACCAAAUCCCACGCCAAACAUCGUCGGUCUCGGAACAAAGAUGAUGCAGGAACCAUUCUGGUUGGGUCUGUUCGCGGUAUUUCUAGUUCUCGGCUCCAUCGGUUUAAUCUGGUGUGCUAAGAGACAUUUCCCAGAGAAGAUCGAGAAACUUCUCGCCGAAGAAGCAGAUCGAUGCGCAAGACCUCGGCCGGAGGCGCCGCACCGCACGCUGUUCGCGCGGCUCGGUAUCCGCAAGCCGUCCGUGUCGGGGCUCGCACACCCGCGCGCGGCCCGCACGUUUAGUUUGGACGAUCUGUUAAAGCCGCCGCCCGGACACUCACCGUCGCCUCGUAAAAAACGUAAUAAUUCAACUCCGACCAAGAAAAAUGCAGCAGAAAAGAAGCAAAUUCUUCAACAACUAAUUAGUCCAGCGCCCGCAAAUGAGCAUUCGAAGAAAAUUACUAUGGGAGAAUUAAUACAAAUGUCCGAAAAAAGGACAUUGAGUACCGUAGAAAGUGCUCCUGCUUUUGUAGAAUAUGGAGUAGAUAAUAGAGAUACUUCGUUUGCUAGUGAAGCAUCCUCACCCUCUACCUCGCCUUCAAUGAGACAAAUAUCCGACCCGAAAUUGGAAAAAAAAGUAACUUUCGCAAGAUUACUGAAUAAAGUUUCCGCAGAAAUGAGUUCUAGCUCUGACGUUGAUAUGGUUAACACAAUAGCAAUACCGAUGGCAGUUAUAGCAGACAGAACAAUUAAAACUAAAGCUUCUAGUACUCCACCAUCCCCAGGUGUAGAAGUAAGAUCUCCUCACAGUACGUCAAGUAAUCAAGGAAGCGAUUCUAUGUCAAGCCUUGAUUUAACGUUAGCGCAUUCGACUUUGAAGAAGUAUUCUCGGACCUCAAAGAUAUCAAGUGCCGAUUCUAUCUUGGCUAUGUUUCGAAAUUUCUCGUCAUCGUCAGCGGCGCUAGUAUCACGUGCGUCAUCUGGUGGUAUAUCGGCAUCUAGCACUCCCACAGCAUCAUCACCACAAGAUGAUACAGUUGACGCUGAUGAUCUAUCAAUUACUUCUUCUCAUAUUCCUUCAUUGGCACCUGAUUCACCUGUUUUGAGGCCACAUAACACGAUAGAAGUCCAGGUUGUGGAUCCACUAAGCUCUCACAAACAAAAUGCUUCUGGUAACCUUCUACAUCCUCCAUCUAUCUUACUCGAAGUGCCUAGCAGUAUAAACAAAUGUCUUUCACCCAUCCGGGAACUACCAACUCCUUUACCCACUCCUCUACCCACGCCUUUACCGACGCCUUUACCUUCCCCUCGGAUGGCUCGUGCAAAGAUUGAGUCAGACUCUAAGAGCGACUCGACUAUAACAUGCAUAUCACCAAGUGAAGACGAGUUAGACGAUAUCAGGCCGGAAAAAAUGGAUCGAUCAACUUCUGGAUUACGAUUAAAGCUAAGACAAUCAGUCGUAUGUGCAGAUACACCGACGCCAUCCACCCACGUAACAGAUUCUCCGAGCCCUAGCUGUACUCAUAGUCAGGACUCCGAGCGCGAGAUGUCUUCUCCUUCGCCCGCUCCACCUUCUUUAAGAGUUCCAGUUCUAACUAUAGAACGACCUUCACCAGGGUCUCCUCCACCUAGAAGAACACCACCCCAUUUAGACUUUCAACCUCCUCCAUUAAUAACUGUUACUUACAACGCAAGUGAAGAAUCAGAUGAACCACUAUCUCCAAGACCACCUCCUCCAACAGCAAACAUGUGCUAUCUAAGUCCCUUCUCAAUGGCAGCGAGAGGUGAAAGAGCUCCAUCAGAAUCCAACUUAUCCUCAUCAGGAUAUAGUUCCAUGGCCAGUCCUGGACCUUCGAGAUGUGGGUCUAGUAAUCCUUUGUGUCCAUCUGAAAUGGAGGAUCCAGGGUCUGGAGGCGGACCGUCCUGUUUUCAAACCAGACGGAGACCUCUUAUGAAAACUAACUCAAGCCCAGCUACAUCUAAUGAUGGUGGAAAUGAAAGAAGAAGAGGUAGAUCCGAUUCUGAAACUCUUUCGGAUGAUCCAUUAUUAGAAUCCAAUGAUGAAGGAAUAGGGACGGAUGAAAGGGUAGAUGAUGUGCCUUCUAGUGCAAAGGAGAUGGAGCAUAUAACUUCGUUAAAAGAAACUUUAGAGAUACCAACAUCAAGUUUAUGUUCGCCUAGUGGUGUCACCAAAUGUACAAUUGUAAAAUGUAUAAGUGUGGAACGUGGUUUGGAUGAAAAGGCAAGUCUUAAACCGCCAAUUCUAUUCUCGGAUUGCAGUCGUCCUUUAAGUCCUGUGAGUUCGAGAAGUGAAAGUCCCUUAAGCGACAAAACUGGAUUAGGGAGAUUUUCACCACAAUUCUAUGGGAGACAGUUGCCGUUUACAGAUUCAGACGGACUCUACGACUUCCCUAGCUCAGAGUGUGUGAGAGGGGGAAAUUGUAAGAGUGGUAGUGCCUCCCAUAGAAAAGCCGGUAGAAGAAGAGACAGAAGAACAACUAGAACGACAUCACAUGAAGUGUCAGGAGUAGCAAAGUCCACGUUGCCUCAUAUGCCACAUUCGAUGCAUAAUUUAUUAGAAGUUCCCUGCUGUACUCAAAACCGCGGUCGCAAAGUUGGUAGGCGCAGGUCCAGAUCGCAAGCGCCAGCGUUAGCGACCUCUUCCUCGUCUGAAGAGUCCGUCUCCAAUGCUUCUGUGGCAUCCGUUGCUUCGGCCAGGGAGCUAAGAUUGCCAGAUUUGGAGAUGCAGCCCGAACCCACCAGGCUCAAGAAACCGCUGCGGCGUCAAAAAUGCAGAAGCUCUGAGGAUACAUCGUCAAAAAUUUCCUCAAGCUUGGACCUGACAGAGGACUCAAGGAAGCCGGUGAAAAUAAAUAAGCUGCGGACUAUUGGGAACCAAAUAAGAUUCCUUCGCCGUUUAGAAAGAAGUCUCAAAAUGAAAGAAAACUACCCAGCGAUAUCCGACGACGAAGGAGACGAGUCCUCCAGUGUGACCUCACCUUUACUCCAGGGGAGGAAGGAACUUAGCCGAAUGCCUUGCCACGCGAUAUCCGCCCCUCUGCUUGGGGCGGCAAGGCCUAAAAUUACGCGACAAAGGAGAUACGAUAAGUCUUUAUUGAAUGAGGAAACAAGGACGUUAAGUGCUGCUCCCGGACACGAUACCUCAGAUUAGCGAUACAUUUUCCAAAACCAUAGACUAAAAGAAAAAAAGGUAGACGGCUGCUUAAAAAACAGAAGCGUCAAUAAUGUUUG